Cylicocyclus nassatus is the source of this 725-nucleotide messenger RNA. The record is from the annotation of a GenBank genome assembly. NCBI's taxonomy places the organism in Eukaryota, Metazoa, Nematoda, Chromadorea, Rhabditida, Strongylidae.
AAGGAACGGCGAGUGGUUUGCCCUUCUUAUCGUUUAUUUUUGCUACUGUACAUCUUGCCCGGCCUUAUGUUCCCUACAGAUAUAUGGCCAAAUCAGCAAUGAGUUUGGCGCUAUCCUUAGGACCUUCAAUUUUGCGUGCGUCGUAUUCUCCGUUACGAUCUUGUGGGAAAAUUGCAUCUGGCUGUGCUAGACCGGAAGAAACAAACUGUUGGAACUGUCGAGAUGCCGUGAACUGCACUGAAAAGUUCUUCUGUGAUCACUGUCAUUCCAUUCAACCCCCUCCUCCUAGUCAGAAUAUGUUCGAGUAUCUCGGAUUUCCGGUAUCGUUUGAAAUAGAGGAUUCUGAGCUGAAGAAAAGGUUUCGAGAACUGCAGGCUACCGUUCAUCCUGACAAAUUCACUCAGGCCUCUAAGCAUGAAAGGGAGAUCUCAGAUGAGCAUUCAAGAAAGCUGAACGAGUCGUACAAGACAUUGUCGGAACCGUUUCUUCGUGCAAAAUACUUGCUGAAGAUUUUGGGGGAAAAGGAAACAAAAGGAAAAGACUUAGAUCCCGCUUCGCUAAUGGAAAUGAUGGAAUGGAAUGAAAAAGUUUCUGAGAUGACGAGCGAGGGCGAACUCUCUGCUGAGAAGGAAACCGUUCAAAAGGAGAUCGACAGUAUUAUGAAGGAGCUGGGGAAACAAUUCGCUAAUAAGAGCUUAAAUGGACUGCUAUUAAUAAAAAGCUAG